AUGGGUGUAGUUGAAGCAGUCAUCAGUCUUGCUGCUAACAAUCAAUCACUGCUGAUUGCUGCUGUACUGCUGUUGGUUUUUGUGGCUACCAUAUACUCAUUUUUCUCUGGCGGACAGAAAGGUAUAAACCCGCUACAGUAUGACCACAGGAGAGCUCCGGAACCGUUUGUUCAUGACACCAAACUCCGGGAUGUUGUACUCAGGGAGAGAUUCAAACCCACGAAAGUGCCCGACAACCUGGACGCUAUCAUCAUCGGCAGCGGGGCUGGAGGACUUUCGGCGGGAGUCCUGCUGACGUUUGCUGGCCUGAAAGUCCUGGUCCUGGAGCAGCACGACCAGGCUGGUGGAUGUUGUCAUACCUUUGUGGAGAAAGGGUUCGAGUUCGACACCGGGGUCCACUACGUCGGAGACAUCGAAGAAGGUGACGUUCCCCGGAUCCUCGUUGAUCAGGUGACCUGCGGCCAACUGAGGUGGGCCAAAAUGGACGACGCCUUUGAUAUUGUGGCAGUUGGGAAAUCUUCUAACGCCAAACUGUUCCCCAUGAAGUCCGGAGAGGAUAGAUACUAUCAAAAUCUGGUGACACAGUUUCCUCAGGAGAAAGCGGCCAUCAUGGCUUACGCUGACCUGAUCAAGGACACGCAGGACUGCCUGUUAGGGUUUAUCGCCCUCAAGAUGAUGCCCUGGUGGCUGGUCGAUGUUUUCGUCACAACAGGAUUGUACCGCUGGGUUCUCAAAUGCUACAGGAGAGGCUACGCCAGUACCAGUCUCCAAAAUGUCCUCGAUAAACUCACAGACAACAAAAAGCUGAAACUAAUCCUCUCUUACCUCUGCUCGGAUUAUGGAGUUCUUCCAAAGGAUGUGUCCUUCUUCCUGCACGCGAUCCUGGUCAACCAUUUCCGCUUCGGCGCCUACUACCCGACUAAUGGAACCUCGGAGAUCCCUUUUCACAUGAUCCAGACCAUACAGAGGGCAGGCGGAAAGGUGCUGGUUCAGGCGUCGGUGACGAAGAUUCUGUGUGAUUCCGUGGGUAGAGCAGUCGGAGUUCGAGUCGGCAAAAGUGAAUGUGAGAUACGAGCCAAGUACAUUAUUUCUGACGCCGGAGUCACCAACACGUUCAAGAAGUUGCUUCCGGAAAAUGUUGCUAGACAAUCUAGUAUCUACCCUUUGAUUGAUCAAGUCGGCCCCAGUUACGCUUUCCUCAGUACGUUCAUUGGCGUAGAGGGUAGCACCCGGGAUUUGAACCUUCCAGCCAGCAACAUCUGGUACUACAACGCGGAGGACAUCAACCAAUCACUAGGCGACUACUUGAAGGUCAAGGCUGAAGAGGUCGAGGACACGAACAUCCCCUUCUCAUUCAUCGCUUUCCCCUCUGCCAAAGAUCCAGAAUAUGAGACCAAGUUUCCAGGGAAAAGUUCAGCACUGGUAAUAACGCUAGCCAACUGGGAGUGGUUCAAGGAGUGGAAGGACGAGAAGGUUCGACACCGUGGGGAUCGCUAUGAAGGGAUCAAGGACGCCCUUGGCAGACAGAUGUGGCAGCAGUGUGUGGAUCUGUUCCCUCAGCUGGAGGGCCGGAAGGUCUACAUGGAGGUGGGGACACCGGUAACCAACCAGCACUACCUGGCCUACCCACACGGGGAGAUGUACGGACUGGACCAGGGACUGACCAGAUACACACCUGAGGUGGCUCGCAAGCUUCGUCCAGCCACGGACAUCAAAGGCUUAUACCUCACAGGACAAGACACCCUGUUUGGGGGCAUGAUCCCAGCAGUGCUGACCGGAAUGAUGUGUGCCUCGCAAAUCUUAAACAGAAACAUCCUCAACGACGUGCUGCAGCUGAAGAAGCAGAUUGGGGAAACCAACUCUCUUCCCCCAACAAGGUCCUUCAAGACUUCACAAUAA
Candidula unifasciata is the source of this 1899-nucleotide messenger RNA. NCBI's taxonomy places the organism in Eukaryota, Metazoa, Mollusca, Gastropoda, Stylommatophora, Geomitridae. The record is from the annotation of a GenBank genome assembly.